AUGGAAGCGAAGAAGAAGAUGAUGAGUUUAAAGGAUUGGAAGGGUGGGGAAAAAGAUAAAGAUUGGACUGCCUUCAACUGCUUGGUAGAUGUUGCCGUGGCUGCUAGGGAAGAGUACGAGAAAGAGAGGUUGAUGAAGGAAAAUAUGAGUCGCGGAGAAGGGUUUAAGAUUGAUUAUACCGUCAACAACUCACCUGAUUUCUCCGAGAAUCCCUCAGAAUUCAAUCACCAAACAAUUGAGGAGAAUAAACUUGUCGCUUUUCCUAGGUAUGUACCCUAUCAGCACAAACCUUCCCUUACGAAAGAAAAGAGUGUUGACGACAAGCCUUUUACAUUUAUCCAACACAAAACCCUAACCGCUGAUAGCUUUGACAAACAAGGGUUUGCCGCGGCUGAGAGCAAAAACUGUAGAACUUCUGUGAGAAUAUUUGGCACUGAAAUUUCCAUUAAGGAAUCCGAAACUGAGGAAGUCUCAUCCAAAAACGCUGAUUCUGUUUCGCCAAAGAAACAAAGUUUUCAAGGAAACAAACCAAUAGAGGAACAAAGGGUUAAUCUUAAACGUUGCUUUGAGUCGGCUGAAACAAGCAGUGGAGUAAAGAACCAGAAACGGAAGAAGCAAAAACAAAAUUGCAUGGGUAUUUUUUGCCCUGGUAAUGAGCCACCACAACCUGGUUUGCCUGAAAGGUUAAAGAAGAUGAUCAAAGACAUGGGAGGAGCUGAUGAGAAGCUAAUCAUACAAAAAUCAUUGUUCAAAACUGAUAGGAGCAGGCACCAUAAUCGUCUGUCGAUACCCAUGAACCAAAUCAAAGUCGAGUUUCUUACAGAUGAAGAGAAAGAUGUGCUGAAAGAAGGCAGUAAUAAUAAGGACUCAAAAGUUAUAGAAGCAUUGGUGAUUGAUCCAUCUUUACAAACGAGGGACAUGACUUUUAAGAGAUGGGAUAUGAAGAAGCCAUCGGGGAAAACUUGCUCAAUCUAUGCCUUGUUAAAAGAGUGGAAUUCAGUGGUAAAAGAUAAUAACUUGAAGAAGCGUAGGAGAAGGAAGAUGAAGCAGCUGCAAUCUGCACAUGCACAAGCAACACAGUUUGGGAACUUCCAAAAGGAAGGCAGUUGUAAUCUUAUUUGCCUUUAA
Messenger RNA from Durio zibethinus, 1128 nucleotides. The record is from RefSeq and is a predicted model, not a curated record. NCBI's taxonomy places the organism in Eukaryota, Viridiplantae, Streptophyta, Magnoliopsida, Malvales, Malvaceae.